Brugia pahangi is the source of this 465-nucleotide messenger RNA. Lineage: Eukaryota; Metazoa; Nematoda; Chromadorea; Rhabditida; Onchocercidae. The record is from the annotation of a GenBank genome assembly.
AUGAUGGAUGGUGAAGAAAGCCGUGGAGAAUACUGUGACGAUAAUGCAUCGCCUCCACCUCUUGAUAAGUAUGCAUCUGCUGGAUCGUCACCAAUAGUUCCUGGUUCCAGAUCGAGAGAUUCAACAUUGUGGACUCUACGUCUCAGGCGUCGUCCAUUUCAUACAUCUUUGCUUACUGCUGCUUCUGAGGCUGGUCCUUCAAUGAAUAAAAGAAGUUACUCAGAAGCAGAUUGGGCGAACAGACUAGCGGAAGUGCUCAGGGAUUUGCAUCCCAGUCAGCUAGUGCUGGCAAAGGAAACCAUUCAUUCAACGGUGGUCAGAAUUCUUGCGCAAGAAAUAACAUCUGAUAUAUCAUGUCUUAUGAAUCUGAUCGAAAAUCAAGAUCGCCGCGCCGCCGCUUUUGAAAGAGUUCUUAAGGAUUUGAAGAAAUUUAAAACUGAUUGUACUUAUGAUUCCACCCUUUAA